Nannospalax galili (Upper Galilee mountains blind mole rat) is the source of this 3025-nucleotide messenger RNA. It is a transcript of the gene Rhobtb3, whose product is annotated as Rho related BTB domain containing 3. The record is from RefSeq and is a predicted model, not a curated record. Bases 109 to 2040 code for a protein of 643 amino acids. The transcript has 13 exons. Gene Ontology annotation, cellular component: cytoplasm. Lineage: Eukaryota; Metazoa; Chordata; Mammalia; Rodentia; Spalacidae. Gene Ontology annotation, biological process: proteasome-mediated ubiquitin-dependent protein catabolic process; regulation of proteolysis. Gene Ontology annotation, molecular function: GTPase activity; ubiquitin protein ligase binding; GTP binding.
GGGGCCGCGGCCGGGAUGAGCGGACUGCGGUGAGCGCGCCGCCCGGGCUCCGCGAGGCCGCCGCCCGGUGUCUGUCUGCGAGUGUCCGCGCCGCGCCGACCCGCGAUCAUGUCCAUCCACAUCGUGGCGCUGGGGAACGAGGGCGACGCGUUCCACCAGGACCACCGGCCGUCGGGGCUCAUCCGCACCUACCUGGGGAGGAGCCCUCUGGUCUCGGGGGACGAAAGCAGCUUGUUGCUGAACGCGGCCAGCGCGGUCGCGCGCCCGGUGUUCACCGAGUAUCAGGCCAGUGCGUUCGGCAACGUCAAGCUCGUGGUGCACGACUGUCCCGUCUGGGACAUUUUUGACAGUGAUUGGUAUACCUCUCGAAACCUAAUUGGGGGUGCUGACAUCAUUGUGAUCAAAUACAAUGUAAAUGACAAGUUUUCAUUCCAUGAAGUAAAGGAUAAUUAUAUUCCAGUGAUUAAAAGGGCAUUAAAUUCGGUUCCAGUAAUCAUUGCUGCUGUUGGUACCAGACAAAAUGAAGAAUUGCCUUGUACGUGCCCCCUGUGUACCUCUGACAGAGGGAGCUGUGUUAGUACAACGGAAGGGAUCCAGCUUGCUAAAGAACUAGGAGCUACCUAUCUGGAACUCCACAGCCUUGAUGACUUCUACAUUGGAAAGUAUUUUGGAGGAGUGUUGGAAUAUUUUAUGAUUCAAGCCUUAAAUCAGAAGACAAGUGAAAAAAUGAAGAAAAGGAAAAUGACCAACUCAUUUCAUGGAAUUAGACCACCGCAGCUUGAACAACCAGAAAAGAUGCCCGUCUUGAAAGCCGAAGCAUCACAUUACAACUCUGAUUUGAAUAACUUGCUGUUCUGCUGCCAGUGUGUGGAUGUGGUGUUUUACCACCCAGAUGUGAAGGACAUCGUGGAGGCUCACAAGAUCGUGCUCUGCGCCGUGAGCCACGUUUUCAUGCUACUUUUCAAUGUGAAGAGCCCCACUGACAUUCAGGAUGCCAGUAUCAUCAAAACCACUCAAGAUCUCUUCGCCAUCAACAGAGAUGCUGUGUUCCCAGGUGCUAGCCAGGAAUCCUCCAGCAACCCACCGUUAAGAGUCAUUGUUAAAGAUGCCCUCUUCUGUUCCUGUUUGUCUGACAUUCUGCGCUUCAUUUAUUCAGGUGCUUUUCAGUGGGAAGAAUUGGAAGAAGAUGUCAGGAGGAAAUUGAAAGAUUCAGGCGAUGUUUCCAAUGUAAUUGAGAAAGUUCAAUGCAUUUUGAAAACACCAGGAAAGAUUAACUGCCUGAGGAAUUGUAAGACCUACCAAGCCAGAAAACCUCUGUGGUUUUAUAAUACGUCUCUCAAGUUUUUCCUUAAUAAACCAAUGCUUGCUGAUGUUGUCUUCGAAAUACAAGGUACAACUGUGCCAGCUCACAGAGCCAUCUUGGUGGCUCGAUGUGAAGUGAUGGCUGCCAUGUUUAAUGGUAAUUAUAUGGAAGCAAAGAGUGUCCUGAUUCCAGUUUAUGGUGUUUCCAAAGAGACUUUCUUGUCAUUUUUAGAAUAUUUAUACACAGACUCCUGUUGCCCAGCUGGCAUUUUCCAGGCCAUGUGUCUCCUGAUCUGUGCGGAGAUGUACCAAGUCUCCAGACUGCAGCACAUCUGUGAGUUAUUCAUCAUCACACAGCUACAGAGCAUGCCAAGCAGGGAACUGGCCUCCAUGAACCUUGACAUCGUUGACCUACUCAAAAAGGCCAAGUUUCACCACUCUGACUGCCUUUCGACCUGGCUGCUUCACUUUAUCGCCACCAACUACCUCAUAUUCAGUCAAAAGCCUGAAUUUCAAGACCUUUCAGCGAUUGUGUUCCAUCCUAGGAUGGGAAUUGAUCAUAUCCUGAGAGCCAGUAUCCAGAUCGUCCUGUGGCCCCAUUGCCUGGUCCCCCUUAGCAGAGUGGAAGAACGCAGUUUUGUUGAGAAGCACAGAUGGCCAUCAAAUAUGUACUUGAAGCAGCUUGCAGAAUACAGGAAGUAUAUUCAUUCCCGGAAAUGUCGUUGUUUAGUCAUGUAACCUGGAGCUUUUGUGUGCAUAUGCUUUUAUUUUAUUGUGAAAAAUGGGAUACCUCUGGUUCCAGUAAAAUUCUUACAACUAAAAUCAGUAUGGGUGUUAAAAGAAAUCACCAUACAGCUUUUUAUUAGUUAUCUUUGAAAAAAUUACAGUGGUCUUAAAAGGGAACAAAGUACACUACAGAUGUAACUAAUGCCUCACCUAGAAUAUAAACCUUUUGGACUACUCUUUUCCCUUUCAGAUGUCUUGUUGGUUUAGUGACAGUAAGACCUCAUCCAGUGAAUGCUCAAUUUUUAAAAAUCAUAUAGGAUAAAUACAAAAAUUUUAUCAUGUUUGAUGAGUUUCUCUAUUAAAUAAGGGACAUUUAUUUAAAGACCACAUAUAACUAUUUCUACAGUGUGAAAUUUAGGGGAGUACUAAUUAACCCAACCUGAAAUUGUAGGAAUCUAAAUUUGCCUGCCACUCCAAAAGUGACAUGCCCAUUGGUUCCAGAUCAAGAAGUGUUUGAAUCAAUAUCAUGAAGAAAAAUUAUCUCAUCUGGACAAUACAGUCACAUCUCUUUGACUCCUCCCUGGAUUCUGAUUAGGCAGCAAACCUAAGUGAGGCUGAUGUUUUCUGUUUGUAACCUGUUGGGGUCCACAGGGCCCCACACUUAGAAGGGCCUGGUACUUGGUUCAGUGUUCUGAUCUCACAGUCAUGAAGUUCUUAAUCAUGUUUGAAGACGGGCCUCAUGUUUUCACUUUGCACUGGGUCCCCAAAAUUCUGUAUAUUGCCUGGCAGGAAAAAUGUUCUUCGUUACUCAAACAUCACCACCAUGGACAAAGAAAAGAGGUGCCGAUACCAAGGGAAUAGUUGGUAGCUUAUUGGCAAGAAGAGAGCACAGUGGACAUUCCCACCCCUGGGGACAUUUGUACCACCUAGCACCUCAACAGUGACUCCACUAGCUGUGAAAUUGUCUUGCUUUAGAAUACCAAGUUCUUGGCUCCAU